UCACGUUCAAAAUGGUCGAUGAAAUGCCUUAAUGGAUCGUUUUUAAUGUAAGUUUGCCGGUAAGGCGUUUUCUAAUAAUCUAUUUCAAGUUUAAGCAUAGUUUUAUGCUGUCCUACUAUUACUAGUGCUUUCUGCAAUAACAUACCAUAAUGUCAUCGACAGAAACCGACAAAAUCGAAAGAUUCGAAAGUGAAAUCAUGGAUGAAAACAUGCCUUCAGAAAAUCCAAUUCUUGAAAAUUCCAUAGAAAAUAAUAGUGUACCUCAUGAGAGAGAAAUUCAAGAGCUUUCUGGUAAUGUAGUUUCAAAUAAAGAAGUUGAGGUUGAUUCAGAUAAAGUAUCACAAUGUAAAAAUAACGAAAAUUCAUCUGAAGAAAAUGGUGAUAUUCCGACAGAAAAACUAGUAAUACAUGAUACUGUAUUAGCAAUGCCAGAAGAGAAAAAUACUUUGCAAUGUAAUAGUCAGGCUGUACUAAACAAUGAAGGCAAGACCUGUGAUAAUAAUACUGAAGUUUCUGUACCUACUGAAUCGAAAGUAUUAAAAGAACAUGAUAGUACAAGUUUUAAAAUUGAACCUGAAGUAUUACAGCAGGGUAUGAACAAAUUAAACAUAACAGAAGAGACUAUGCAGCCGAAGUCAGAGGUGAUUGUUAGAAAACAAUCGGAAUCUUUGAGACAAAUUCUGGGUUAUAAUUCCGACAGCUCAAGUGAUGAUGAGAGGUUUAAAGAAAUGGAUAAAAUAACUGAAGUAAGUUGGAAGAAAGGAAAAAAAACUAAAAUAAAUAUUAGCUCAGAUAGCAGUGAUUCCGAAAGCGAUUCAUCCACAGCUACUUCGAUAUCAUCCGAGUCUGACUCUGAAACUGAUUCAGCAUCAGUUAUUAUCACAGAUGAUACAUUUAGAAACGGAAAUGCUACAGAUCAUACCAGCACAGGAGCUGUCAAAAAAACUCAUCAGGCUGGUUAUGAUCCCAAUGAAUUUCUAUCCCCUGUACCUGAUUUAUCUCAACUAAGUAUAGAUACAGAGAAGGAAGAAUUUUUACAUAUUGGCUAUGUAAAAGUCAUUAUUUCAGAAAUAGUUACUAUAGACGCCGUUCCUGGUAGUCCAGCCUUUGACAUCGACACCUUACUAUUUAUAGACAAUGAAAACGGUGGUAAAAAAAUCUUAGGCCCGAUUUUUGACGUUCUUGGCCCAGUGUCUGAACCGAUGUACUGUGUACGAUUUAACACAGCGGAAGAAGUGAAUUUGUUCAGCUUAAAAGGCGGCGCAAAAAUCUAUGUUGCCCCUAAAAACGAUUGCACUACCAAGUUUGUUUUUUUGAAGGAACUUUUAAAGUUGAAAGGUUCUGAUGCUUCGUGGUUGAAUGACCAAGAAGAACCGGUAGAAAUGGGUGAUUAUUCUGAUGAUGAGAAGGAAAGAGAGGCGAAACGAGUGAAUAAGCAAGGGCAGCUAAAAAGGAAGUUCGAUGACAGCUUGGAGCGACAUAAACGCUAUGAGAAGACGAUGAAUCAGUGCAAUAUAUUAAAUACUAGGGUGUCGAAGUUGAGAGAUGCCCAUCACAAUGUAACACAGCAAAUUAGACCCUGUAGAAGGGAUUCCAAUGCAGCCCAAUUCUUUCCAUCGUUUAACCCAUCCAUACCACCUCCAGGAUUUGGCAGGCCUGCCAACUACCAUUUUCCCUCGUAUACAGCGCCGCCACCAGUGUUUAGCCAGUCCCAAGUGUUUAGUCAGUUGCCUACUCUACCCGUGGUGGGAUCCAUGACAGAUCAGUGGCGUUGGAAUGACUUAAACAUGUCUGCCAGACCUCCUUAUCCAGAGGAACAGCGCGAUCUCAACAAUAGUUUGUAAAAUUAUUGAUUUUGCUGUCAUUUUUUUUAGUUGUUUAUGUCAAAAAGCCGCUUUGUUUUUAUUGCUAUAUUUUC
Sitophilus oryzae (rice weevil) is the source of this 1918-nucleotide messenger RNA. RefSeq names its product H/ACA ribonucleoprotein complex non-core subunit NAF1. The record is from RefSeq and is a predicted model, not a curated record. Bases 150 to 1844 code for a protein of 564 amino acids. Gene Ontology annotation, cellular component: sno(s)RNA-containing ribonucleoprotein complex. NCBI's taxonomy places the organism in Eukaryota, Metazoa, Arthropoda, Insecta, Coleoptera, Curculionidae. Gene Ontology annotation, biological process: ribosome biogenesis; box H/ACA snoRNP assembly; pseudouridine synthesis. The transcript is spliced from 7 exons. Gene Ontology annotation, molecular function: RNA binding.